AUUUUUUAUUUUUGAUAAUUAAGAUUCCGUCAAUGUCCAAAAAACUUUAUAGCACUGGAGUAAAAUUAAACGAUGUCGUUAUAAUCAGUGCUGCGAGAACUCCCAUUGGAUCUUUCCUUGGUUCUCUAUCGUCUAUGUCCGCAACUAAACUUGGAGCUAUAGCAAUUCAGGCCGCGAUAGAAAGGGCAUGUAUUGGUAAAGAAGAGGUGAAAGAAGUUUUUAUGGGAAAUGUUUGCCAGGCAAAUGUUGGACAAGCACCAGCUAGACAGUCGGCUUUAUUUGCAGGUCUUCCUAAAUCCACCAUUUGCACGACUAUAAAUAAAGUUUGCGCAAGCGGAAUGAAAAGCGUCAUGUUAGGUGCUCAAGCAUUACAAUGUGGAUCUCAGGAAAUUAUUUUAGCAGGUGGUAUGGAAUCAAUGUCAAAUGUUCCAUUUUACUUAAAGAGAGGAGAAACAAAAUAUGGUGGUAUGAGACUCGAGGAUGGUAUUGUAUUCGAUGGAUUAACGGAUGUUUCUAAUAAAUUUCAUAUGGGUAACUGUGCUGAAAAUACUGCCAAAAAAAUUGGAAUAACACGCGAACAGCAAGACGAAUAUGCGAUUAAUAGUUAUAAACGAAGUGCUGCAGCGUAUGAAAACGAUUCGUUUAAAGAUGAAUUAGUGCCUGUUAAUAUUCCACAAAAAAAGGGCAAAGCAGAUAUAAUUUUUAGCGCGGAUGAAGAAUUUAAAAGAGUGAAUUUUGAAAAAUUUAGUAAACUGGCAACAGUUUUUCAGAAAGAAUAUGGUACAGUUACUGCAGGUAAUGCAUCGACUUUAAACGAUGGAGCAGCGGCUCUUAUACUAACUACUACUCAAACUGCAGAAAAGUUGAAUCUGAAACCAUUGGCAAGAAUCAUUGGUUUUCAAGAUGCCGCAACAGAUCCAAUUGAUUUUCCAAUUGCACCAGCAUUAGCUAUUCCAAAUUUAUUAAAAAAUGCUGGAAUAAGUAAAAAUGAUAUUUCACUUUGGGAAAUUAAUGAAGCGUUCAGUGUUGUUGUCGUUGCUAAUCAAAAAUUACUAGAUAUAGACCCAACGAAAGUAAAUAUUCAUGGUGGCGCUGUUUCAUUAGGACAUCCUAUUGGAAUGUCGGGAGCACGAAUUAUUGUACAUUUAGUGCAUGCACUGAAGACAAAUGAGAAAGGUGUAGCAUCGAUUUGUAACGGAGGUGGUGGUGCAUCAUCAAUUUUAAUUGAAAAACUAUAAGAUGGUUUCACAUUAAUUAUUGAAGUGCUCGAUUAAACUGAAAAUGUACUAGAAUAUUCAAAGUGCAGUUACUUGUAACAGUAACUUUUAAUGUAAUUAAUCAUGUUUAAUGUUAUGUUUAUG
Messenger RNA from Ceratosolen solmsi marchali, 1361 nucleotides. RefSeq names its product Acetyl-CoA acetyltransferase 1 (gene Acat1). Gene Ontology annotation, cellular component: mitochondrion. NCBI's taxonomy places the organism in Eukaryota, Metazoa, Arthropoda, Insecta, Hymenoptera, Agaonidae. The coding region runs from base 33 to 1238 and encodes 401 amino acids. Gene Ontology annotation, biological process: fatty acid beta-oxidation. Gene Ontology annotation, molecular function: acetyl-CoA C-acetyltransferase activity. The record is from RefSeq and is a predicted model, not a curated record. The transcript has 7 exons.